AUGGCAGCUGUUACCAACAACAGGUUGAUCAAGAGCCCAGUGGGCUGGUAUUCGAACCCUAAGUUUCUGCGUAUUUUUCGUGUGGUGCAGCUUUUACCGUUGCUUACACUCCUUGGGCUUCUAGGAUAUGUGUCUUACGACGGAGAGUAUUAUGCAACAUAUGGCCUAAUCGCAAGCAGCAUUGCGACACUCUAUUUGAUUUUAAUUAUCAUUGUUCCAGUCCCCGCCAAUAUCAUUGCCCUCAUCGUAUGUGCUUUUGAGGUAAUUAUGGCCUCCAUCAUGCUCGCGGCAUUUGUUGAGUUGGGUGUUGACAACGGCUACGACUUUUACUUCUCAUAUUAUUGGUAUGAAACGUCGUUGGCAGCCGUUCAGGCAUCGCUUGGAUUGGCAGGACUAACCUUUAUUUUGUUCACCUGUUCGUCGAUUUUGUUUGGAGUAAACGUGGUGACGCCAAUCAGGCGCGCUUUUGGUGUUCGUUUGGAGGGUACCGAUGCUACCGCGCAGUUGCAAAGAGGCUCUAAUCUUGCCAUCAGCCAUGUCGCAACUACUCAAAAUGACAUCGAGGCUCUCGCGCCCGAAACUCUUGUGGCGGUACCAGAGUGUACAUCUCAUGCGGCUGUUGAACCUGUAGCUGUUGAACCUGUAGCUGUCAACCCUACAACUGUCGAAACUGCAACUGUUGUACCUGCCUUGCCAAGAAAAAGCGCAUAA
This is a messenger RNA of Lachancea nothofagi CBS 11611, 711 nucleotides long. The record is from the annotation of a GenBank genome assembly. NCBI's taxonomy places the organism in Eukaryota, Fungi, Ascomycota, Saccharomycetes, Saccharomycetales, Saccharomycetaceae.